Molecule: messenger RNA, 6918 nt
Organism: Labeo rohita (rohu)
Lineage: Eukaryota; Metazoa; Chordata; Actinopteri; Cypriniformes; Cyprinidae
Gene: hdac11
Product: histone deacetylase 11
Exons: 12
Coding region: 308-1408 (366 amino acids)
Molecular function (GO): histone deacetylase activity
Source: RefSeq, a predicted model, not a curated record
AAGAAAACAGCUAGUGAGUAAAAGAUACAGCUUCACUUCAUCUCUGAGAACGGGGUGAUGACGUAAUUGCACGAGUGCUACCCGCACAGAUAUUUUUAGUAACUACAACUCUGGGGACAGCGGCUAGGGGACAUGUUUACGCUAUGAAAUAAAUGAGCUGGAUUGCCUCAGAGAUCCUCAACUGGAGAGUUGCAGGUCUAUUCUGAGAAGAAAAAUGAAUUAUAAAAAUGCAGCUAAGCAUUACAUAGGAGGAAAAGCACUUCCCAUGUCUUGCUGUUGAUCUGAAAAUUGCUAUGUUGUGGCCACAAUGUCAAAAAAAGAAGAUUCGGGAGGAAAAAAAUGUUCUCAUCAAACGGAGCUUUACGCAGAGGUCCCUGCGACAUGCCUGCCUAUUGUUUAUUCCCCAGAGUACAACAUCACCUUCAUGGGUCUGGAAAAGCUGCAUCCCUUUGACGCUGGCAAAUGGGGCAAGGUCAUUCGCUUCUUGAAAGAGGAGCAGUUCAUCACCGAUGAGAUCAUUGUACUAGCCCGGGAGGCCAGCGAGGCGGAUCUUCUCGUGGUUCACACUGCACGUUACCUGAACAGACUCAAGUGGUCGCUCGUGGUUGCCACCAUCACAGAAAUCCCACCUGUCCUGUUCCUGCCCAACUUCCUGGUACAGCGCAAAGUUCUAAAACCUUUGCGAACACAAACGGGAGGAACCAUUAUGGCUGGAAAGCUGGCAAUGGAUCGAGGAUGGGCAAUAAAUGUGGGAGGAGGCUUCCACCACUGCUCCAGUGAUAAAGGAGGAGGUUUUUGUGCCUAUGCUGACAUCACACUAGCUAUCAAGUUUCUUUUUGAGAGGGUAGAGGGAGUUGCCAGGGCCACCAUCAUCGAUCUAGAUGCCCAUCAGGGAAACGGCCACGAGCGGGAUUUCCUGGAAGACAGACGCGUUUACAUAAUGGAUGUCUAUAAUCGCCACAUCUAUCCAGGAGAUGGAUAUGCAAAGAGGGCGAUUAAACGAAAAGUGGAGCUGGACUGGGGCACAGAAGACAUGGAGUAUCUACAGAAGGUGGAGCUCCAUUCAGAAGGGGCGCUGAAUGAAGUGCGGCCCGACAUCAUCAUAUACAAUGCAGGCACGGACAUUCUUGAUGGAGACCCUCUCGGAGGACUGGCUAUAUCCCCGCAGGGUAUCAUAAAGAGAGAUGAGAUCAUCUUCAGGGCAGCCCGGCGAAGAGGAAUCCCCAUCCUUAUGGUGACGUCAGGGGGCUACCAGAAGAAAACCGCCCGCAUCAUUGCUGAUUCCAUCCUGAAUCUGCACAGACAGGGUUUGAUUGGUGAAGAGGCCACAGAGGGUGCGGGACCCUCACAUGUACCGCUCAUGAUGAGCAAAUCGAUAUCAUCAGGGGCCACUUUCAGUGCCAUUUAAACUCUUCUGAUCUUGGACUUUGUCAAACACGCUGUUGUUUUACCUAAUGCAGACAUUUACAACUAACAUAUAAUGUUCUGGUCAGGGAUCCAGUGGUUUGGUGGUUUGGACCGAGAUUGACUCAGGACAGUUUUUGUAGUUCAUUAAUUUGAACUGUUUAACUCAUAUGUUGCAUUUUUUUGUGAUUAGUUUUGGAAUGAAAUAUUGGGAUUGGGUAAUAUUUUCCAUUUUUGUUCAUAAUUCCCAAAGGGUAUUUUAUGCAAUGCUUGUUUGCACAUUCAAUUUUUAGAGAUUUCCUCAUACUCACUCCAAACAUUUAGUUUUAUUAUAUGGAAAAGAACAUUUUUCAUUUUGUGUUUUACAAAAGAAAGAUGGAAUUUUCAUUGUUAGGUGAACUAUUUCUUUAAACUAGUGGUGUCAAUCAAUUAAAAAAAAAACAAACUAAUUAAUCACACAUUUUUUUCUGAAAUUAAUCGUGAUUAAUCCCACCUAACAUUACAGUUUUUGAUUAUACUUUUGUAUUGCAAGAAAUUCACAUUCAUUCUUCAAAUUAAUGUAGAAACAACAUAAAGGAAGUAUAUUUUUGAUAUUUGUUUAAUGCCAUCUUUUUUUUAAUAACUGAAGGCAAGUAUCACUGAUACUGACUGAUGAAUUUUUUCCUAAUAUUUAAUCAUUGACUAUAGCCAUUCAACAUUACAGUAUAAUUGAGUGCUUUCAAUUAAACGUUUAUUAGACUUGUAAUUUAAGUGAAUUUAAAACAAUCUUCACAUAAACCCAUUAUAAUAACUGUCAUAUAGCUACCUGUGCCCUUCAGCAAGAAAUAGUCAAAUUUAAUACAUUUAUCAAACACUAAAAGUAAAAGAUAAAGCUUAAAACUACAGAAGUUAUUGAUUUCCUCUUUUUUUUUUUUAUUUUGUUCUUUGAUUAACAGACAUCACAGCAGCUGAUUAUUAGGAUAUUUUGGUUGCUGUUACUUUAAAAGCUGCCGCUGCUGAACAUAUAUGACACUGCUUUAAAUGUGACUCUUAAAUAAUAAACACUUACAUGCACAGUUUAAGGCAGCUUAACUGACAACAUAACUACGACUAACUACAUUCUCCUAGUUUCAUUUGGGUUUGAAUAUUAUACAGCGCUUUAAUAUAACCUCACAGCGCGUGCCAGCAUAUUUGUGCGUGCACUUGAGGAGCACGCGCUACGAGCACAGUAUAACGGCUGACAGGACAAGAAGAUUCGUUUUUACUGGCAUUAUUACAUUCUGCAUCUAAAUAAACGCAAUUCUUUAGUAGCUGUGGGCGGGGUGGCCAAUUCUAGCCCCGCCCCUGCGUUAAUUGCAUCAAAUGUUUUUAUUACGUUAAAAAAAAAAUUAAAAAUUAAUCGCCUGCGUUAACGCGCUAAUUUUGACACCACUACUUUAAACCUUUUUAAUUGGUGCCCACAAGUUGGGUAUUGGUAGGAAAUGGAUUUCUUUUCGAUUUCAGAUUCAAAAAACAAAUCUAAGGGGUAUUGUACAUGCAUAAGUUCCUCUAGAAAUCCCCAGUUUGAGAUACUUACACGAGAAACGUACCACGUACCAGGAGUUGAUUUUAUUGAGCGAUUUGCGGCAGCUCUCUGCAACACUAUAUUAGAUUUAUUCGAAAUUAAAUUAUGGCAUUAUGAAUCAAUUUUGGAUUCAUUACAGAUUCCUCAUUGCGUCGAGCUGCUCUUCUAUCACGCCUUAAAUUAUUCUGUGACAUUAAAUGGAAGUUGCUCGUAGGAUGUGCCUUUGUGACCAGUUGGUUUUAGCAGCGUACAGGAAUUCUCAUUUGUGUGCAUCAGCAGGUGGACCACUGUCAGGCUGAGUGCUUUCUAUCAUAUUACGCCUGGCAGGCUUUUGAAAUGUCUUCAGGGUGAGGCCGGGGCUCUCUCUAUUAGGAAAUGAAACUCUUCAUUGGAGAGUCUGAGAGACACUGCAGUUGGUUACCGGUGACAGUUCUAAAGCCGUGAUCUUGUCUGCCUCAAUUUAACAAAACGGUUCCUGUCAUCUAGAGAAUAAAUAGGUGAUGAUGACACCAUUUUCUUUUUUUGGUCAGAUUUUAAAUUCUAGGCUGAAAUCUUUUUUUGAUUUUAGUGAUUUUAUUUUUAGACGUCAGGUGUAGAACAGUCUACUAUUUUUUCCAUACAGAUUUAGCUUUGAGUUUAUUUAAACUUUUGGUUCACCCAAAAAUUGUCAUCAGUUUUCCCCACACAUUUUUCUUAAUCUGUUUGACUUUUUUGGAGAACAGUAAAACUAUGAAAUGGGAGGAAAAAAUUACAUUUCAAUGCUUUUGCGCUCAUUUGCAAAAAUGUUGCGAACACUCGUGAGGAUGAUGAUAGUACGAUGGAAGAGAAUGCAAAAUUUCUUGAAUGCAAUAGGGUCAUUCUGUGUCAAAUCACCCAAAUUUGCUCAAAUUUUUGAUUUUGAAGAAAAAUAAAUGUACAGUGAUGAAAGCCAAAAUAUUAACUGUCAUAGAUUAAUAUUUACCGAGGAAUCCACUAUUUUGUAGGAGGGGGUUAAAAUGGCAAUUUUCACCUGAUAUUUAAAGCCAUAUUACAGGGGACUAAAAAUGACUUGGUUUUCAACCACUGAAAAUAGGUAAUAUUCAACAAUCUGUACAUGGAGCCUCACUGAGAUCCCCAUAUGUCUGGGAUUGAAUGAUGUACGGCCUUGAAAAUGAAGAUUUCAAAACAAAAGUUCAUUAAGAACUAGAAUCUAAAAUCAUAUUGCGAUAUCUUUAAUACUUCUUGAGUUAUAGGUGUAUAAAGUUAUAUUUUUGGCAUAUGUUUAUGGCACAGGUAUGUUCAAAGCAGCUGUCUUGACAGAAGGAAAUGAGACGCAGUUCUAGUUUCAACAUUAUUUGUUCUGCAGACAUUCCUCUUUAAAAGAAAAUAAGUCUCAUAUUUUUGCAAAGAGACACACAUUUGGUUUUUGAUCACUGGAAAUGCACACAAUUUAAUGAUUUACUCCUGGAGUCAUAUUGAAAUUCUAAUAACUCUGGAACCGAACCAUACAGGGCUUUAAAAAUUAAGAUGCCAAAAGGAACAUUUGUUAAGACCCAACACCUAAAAGGGCAUUAAGAUAUCUGUAAUACUUCUUGACAUGCACACUUUGGAGUAAAAACUUGAAAAGUGCCUUUUCCCCAUUUUUGAAUGGUCACCAUUGGCACAUAAUGCACCAAAGAUUGCUAAAGUCAACAGAUUUUACUAACAGACCUAGCAAUCUCUGUGUAAAAAUAACAUUAUGAUGCUGCCAUCUUUCUGAGGUCAUUUUUACCCCCUUGUAAUUUGUCUCUGAAUCUCAGAUUAAAAUUAUCAUUUUGACCCCCUUCUACAAAAUAGUGGAUUACUCAGUAAACAUUAAUCCAUGACAUUUAAUAUUUUGGCUUUCGUCACUAUAAAUGUCUAUCUUUCUUCAGAAAAAAUAUUAGCAAAUUUGAGCUGAGGACCUCUGGUUAGGUUGACACGGAAUGACCCGUGAUACUUUUGCGAGAGAAUGCAAAUGUUUUGCAAAUAAGUUCAGAGUCUUUCAGGGGAACAAAAAUGAUUUCCAUAGGCACAUAAAGUUUCCUCAAAAGUUUUGUAACAGAACAUAUUGUUUCUCUGGCAAUGCAAAAAUGUUACAAGCAAAUGCAAAAGUUUUGUGCAACGCAAAAUCAUUGAAAUAUAACUUCUUCAUAUCUUACAUUUUUCUAUCACAAACCCUGGUUGCCAAAAAUCCCUGUUUUUUGUUCUGCAGAAAAAAUCAAACAGAUCUAAAAUAAAAUGAGGGUUAGAACUAUCCUAUUUAGUUUGAUUUCAAACUCAAGGUUGGUAUUUAGAGGGUUGUUCUCUUCAAGAGCGAGGUAUGAGCUUUGUGGUAGGCACUUAUCCUCAGGUUGCAGUUUUAAUGAUCAUGGCUCUGUUCUUUAGCGACAUUGUGUAAGAUUUGUAGAAACUAAUUCCUCCGACCUUGUUCAUGUGGUGACUAAUAAAGCUUUACUGGGAGGUGUUAGUGAACCUCCAGACCUUUCUGCACUAAAUUGCUCUUAGAGCACAGAAUGAAGUAAAAACAUUGCUCUGUUUCUUUGAGCAUCCCAACCUCCCUUACAUAGCUAUGUCUGAAAUUGCAUACUCUAUAAAUAGGUGAUUCUUUUGAAUAAGUAAUUAGUUUACAAAUGUUGAAACAAAAUGUUCUAGAUAGUGUAAAUGUGUGUAGUGUGAAUGUAAUCUGAACAACAUCCAGGCACUAUUGGCCGUCUGUUUUAUGAAUACUGUGAACUACUUAGUUCACUUACUGUUUGCAAAUGCAGCUGAAAUAUCUGGUGGUACAGAAACUAUACUGUAAAAAAUAAAAAUCACAAUUUGUUGAGUAAGCUUAAAAUAAUUUGUUACCCUGCUGCCUUAAAAUUUUAAGUUCAGUCAACUAAAAUAAGUUCAGUCAACUUGAAAUGUUAAGUUGUACUAAGUAACAACUUAAAUAUUUGUGUUUGCUAAACUUAACAGAUGGCUAAGUAACCCAGCUGCCUUAAAAUUUUAAGUUGAUUUAACUCAAAUAUCUAAGUUGUCACCGUAUAAUUUAACAUUUCAAGUUGAAUAAACUUUUUUUGAGUUGACUGAACUUAAAAUUUUAAGGCAGCCAGGUUACAAAUUAUUUUAAGUUGACUCAACAAAUUGUUUUUUACAGUGUACACACAUCGUGUGUUUAACAGCGAAUUAACAUAUUUUUUAAAACCUACUGAUAUUAUGAAAAUUGUUGUUAUUUAUUUUGUGAUUUGUUUACUGUGAUACCUCCCAUUCCACAUGUCCUGGUUUGAGACGUUAACGUUAUAAAAGUUAAGAGAGAAGAACAUUAAUUUAGUGUGGUGUUUACUCUUUUGGGAAUGGCAAAAUUGAACAUUAUUAAUGUUUUUUUUAGGUCUUGGGUUGAGGUUAUGAGUUUAAUAUUGCACUCGGGUGCUGGAGGGAUCUUGGUAAUGGACACUAAUGAGUGUAGUAGGGCUCUUUUCGUUCCUUUCCUUUCUUUUUCUCUUUAAUGAAAGCCGUCAAAAGGAGGAGUAUGGAGGUCACUUGAAAGACGUGAACCCUUUAGGUCUAGCUAGCAGUUUAAUGGAUCCGUACAUGAAAAGGACCACCGUGGUCCUGCUUGAACAAAUGACUUACUGAUGAGUUUUUCGUGUGCAUAGAUCUAAAUGGGAUUUCAAACUUGCUUACUUCAUUGAUAACAUUUUUGGUUGAUAACAUUGCAUACAUGCCAAUUUUUAAAACAUGUAUAUUCGUUUUUAUAUAAAUUUACUUAAUUGAAUUAGUACUCUUAUUUAAUUCAUAUCUUGUGUAUUUAAACCUAUGUUAUUACUUGGAUACAUUUAUACAUGAAUCUAUAGAUACGGUGCUUUGUUAACAUCUAACAAAUGUGCCAAAUUCACAUUGGGUUUGUCGUGUUCUUUGUACCUUGCAGUUUUUAUUUAAUACCAUUUCCAUGUAAGAACAGGGAAAAUAAAUCAAGUCUAACAAUGCAA